UGAUCAGAGAGAGGGGAGGAUUGUCAAAGAUCCAAAACAAAAAAACUUUACUAAUUGUUUCGUCUUGGAUUGUUUCAAUGUUUUUAUCAAAAAAAGACUUUGUGGUAUUCAUUUGAAUUUUGAUCGAGCAAGGCGUAUCUUAAAGCAACGAUGCCGGUAGACUACGGUAGCCGCUUCCCGCCGAUCACCAAGAUGUAUAUCUUGGCGAGUAGCCUGUCGAUUAUGCUCAAUGCCACCUUUUUUGCGUAUGUCCUCUACGCCGACAAGCUGUACGACAUCGGUAAGUGUUGGACGUCGUGGAUUCUGAUGGUGCUUCCGGCGAUUGAGCUACUGAAGCAUUACACCGUGGGGGGUGCUUUCCGCUUGGAUGGAACCGCUAGAUCGUCCGCCAGCACAACCGGCCAACAUUCCAAAUGGUCCGGUAACAAGACCGCACCGAAGCGACCGUCACCCGCCCUGGAACUGCUGGGCGCCCUGAUGGUCUUCCUGCUCGCCAUGCUUUUCUACGGGUUCAUCUGUCUGGUGCUGGGAGCACCGCUGGAACAGUACGAGGAAACGGUCUCCCUGGCGUUCGUCCUAACCAGCUUAACCAUUUUCCCGAUCAUCAUUUUCAUCGGGUACUCGGAAACGCUUCAGCUGCUUUUCACGGAAUCGUUGGAACUGCGCACCCCGAUUGCCAACGGGUACUUGAACCUGCUGAAGAAUAAUUGCAUCGGGGUGAUUUUGGGAGCAUGGGGGGCUUCUGUUGUUGCCCCACUGGAUUGGGAUCGUCCCUGGCAGGUGUAUCCGGUGCCGAACAUGGUCGGCGCCAUCGGAGGUGCUUUCGGGAUGAAUCUGUUCACGCUGGCUAGUACGAUCUUCUUUGCGUUUUGUUAUACUGGCCGGAAGAGAGGAAUUGUGUAAAGGCUAGCGAGUGGACUGUUGGAUUCUAGUCGAGAUAAGGCAUAGGUUCUUUUUAUAUUUUUUGAAAUCAACCGCGUGGGUAAAUCAUCGCACAUGAUUAUAAUAUUUAGUAUUAUUAGAUUAGAUAAGACUUUUUUUUUCAUUUAAAUGCAUGCAAUUUCGUUCAAGGGUUCGUAUUCCAGAGCGAUUAAAAUAGAAUUCUUCAUAAAUUCGCUUCCUUUUU
Messenger RNA from Aedes albopictus (Asian tiger mosquito), 1126 nucleotides. RefSeq names its product phosphatidylinositol-glycan biosynthesis class F protein (gene PIG-F). The record is from RefSeq and is a predicted model, not a curated record. NCBI's taxonomy places the organism in Eukaryota, Metazoa, Arthropoda, Insecta, Diptera, Culicidae. Gene Ontology annotation, cellular component: endoplasmic reticulum membrane. The transcript is spliced from 2 exons. Bases 151 to 903 code for a protein of 250 amino acids. Gene Ontology annotation, biological process: GPI anchor biosynthetic process.